AAUAAACGUGGAGGCUAAUUGAGAUGACAAACUUGGUGGCAAAGUAGCAGCGAGGGAAGGGAAGGGAAUGGACGCACCAAAACCGAAACCAAAACCAAAACCCAAACCCAAACCCCUUUCUCUUCUUCCGCCAAUUUCACGCACAUCCACCUCAAUCUGACCCUCCUUCGAUUUCUCCUCUUUUUUGAUUUCAUGAAGAUUUUGAUUUGCGGGUAGUUUUCUGAGAGCGAGCUAGAGCGAGAGCGAGAGUGGAGAUUUAGGUUUGGUUUGGGUGGCGACCAUGGAGGGCGGAGGAGGAGAGGGAGGGCGGGAGGGUACGAGGAAAAGAGGGGUGGAUAAUCAGAGGCCGUACAAAGGGAUAAGGAUGAGGAAGUGGGGAAAGUGGGUGGCUGAGAUUCGAGAACCCAAUAAACGUUCCAGGAUUUGGCUCGGCUCUUACUCCUCUCCCGUCGCCGCGGCCAGGGCUUACGACACCGCCGUCUUCUACCUCAGAGGUCCCUCCGCCAGGCUUAAUUUCCCUGAGCUAUUAGCCGGGGAAGCCUGCGGAAUUAGCGCCGGCGGCGGCGACAUGUCGGCCGCUUCGAUACGGAAGAAAGCCACCGAGGUGGGGGCUCGAGUGGAUGCUCUCGAGAGUUCCUUAGGGCAUCACCAUCACCACCACCACAGUCUCAAUCGGAGCCAUGAUCCACACGAAUCGGCGUCUCCGCCAGAGCUCAAGAGUUGCAGCGGGUUUCUGGAUCGGGUCGACUUGAACAAAUUACCCGACCCGGAAGAGGAGGCGGAUGGGGAGUUCGAUUGGGAGAGACAGUGAAGUGGAAGUGGAAGUGGAGGCGCCAACACGCGCCGCCAAGAUCAACCGACAUCUCAAUUCAUCAAGGAGCGCUCAAACUGAAGUUGAUUUAGGACCUGCAAAUUUUGAGAUGCUGUGGGGUUGUGGAGUGGAUGCAAAAUGGGAUUCAGGUGCUUCCAAAAUUAUGAUGCUUAUGAUUUCAUAAUAUGAGAAGUCAAAUAUCAUAGAAGGAGUAGGGGCAUUGUGGGAUAAAAAUAGUAGAGGAUAGGUAAAGACAUAAUAGCGUGGGGUUAGAGGGUUGGUGGGUUAUUGUACCGUACUGUAUUGUUUUUGUUUGGUUCCCGAUCGAGGGUGGGAAUUCGAUGAAUUAGUAUUGUAAUUAGCGAAGAAGGUGGUAAAAAAAAUAAAAAUUGCUUGGAACAAUCAACCAGCCAAUAAGAUUGGAGCUGUGCGCUGUUUUUGGUUUCCAUCUUAGCUGUUGUCCAUCAUCCAUCCUCCAUCUGGUGUUUACAAAAUUAAGGGGAAAAAGAAAAGAAAUUGAAUGUUUUGUUUAGAGGACAAUGUUUGGUCCAGAAAUGGCGGAGAGGUAACUUUAAGGUGUAAUAUUAGUUUUAUGUAAAUAUUUUAAAAUUGGUCCGUGUUGUGGGAGGGGAUGUUGUUUGGCUGAAUUAUUGAAUUUUUUUUUUUU
Messenger RNA from Momordica charantia (bitter melon), 1478 nucleotides. NCBI's taxonomy places the organism in Eukaryota, Viridiplantae, Streptophyta, Magnoliopsida, Cucurbitales, Cucurbitaceae. The record is from RefSeq and is a predicted model, not a curated record.